AUGGGACAAGCAACUUCAUCUAAAACAAUAUCCUUUUUCACAAAACGAUCUGAUUCAGUAUACGAAGACAUAUCCAACAGAUUCACCAAGGCAACCGUAUCCACAUUAGCUGUACCUGUAGUUAUUGUGGCCUAUCCUAUUCUUAACGCAUACACAUUUCAAGAAUCAGAUAUCACCGGGUUUCGUAUCAUCGAUGGUACUAUCGGUGGACUAUUAGGCGUUAUUGCAUGGCCGCUUGCUCCUUUCUUUGCGGUCUGGGGAGCUGUGACAUUUAUCUUUAAAGAGAAACCACCAAGGACGAUAAACGUGCCACCAGAGAUUAGAGCAAAGGCAGAAGCCGAGAUUCAACUGGAUACAGUGUCUUUUUAUAAUGUGGCUGUCGUGGGUAUGUCUGGAACUGGCAAGAGUUCACUUGUUAAUGCCAUACGUGGAUAUAAAGAUACGGAUAAACGAGCAGCCAAGGUAGGAGAGGUCGAGACGACAGCAGUGCCACGACCCUAUCCUCAUCCGGAUUUGACAACCAUGGUCAUCUGGGAUAUGCCGGGUGUAGGCACCAAGAGUCAUCCGAGAGAGACGUACUUUGAUGACAACUAUCUAUGUGCCUUUGAUCUGUUGGUAAUCGUGUUAGGAAACAGACUCAUGCAGGAUGAUAUUGAUAUUUCACUAAAAGCCAAACAAUACAAGAUCCCUGUACUGUACGUACGCAGUAAAGCUGAUCAGGCAAUUGCAAGUAAAGAGGCUAGACAUCAAGGUGAUAAAGAAUUUGUAUGGGCAGCAGCGGUUGGAGAACUCGUGUUGGAAGUAAAAGAUUCGGUGUUUAGCCAACUAAAGGAAAUUCGUGUCGACAAUCAACAAACAAGAAAAGAGAAAAAGACUACAACUCAUUGA
This is a messenger RNA of Rhizopus microsporus ATCC 52813, 888 nucleotides long. Its product is annotated as P-loop containing nucleoside triphosphate hydrolase protein. Gene Ontology annotation, molecular function: GTP binding. Gene Ontology annotation, cellular component: membrane. The transcript has 5 exons. The record is from RefSeq and is a predicted model, not a curated record. The coding region runs from base 1 to 888 and encodes 295 amino acids. NCBI's taxonomy places the organism in Eukaryota, Fungi, Mucoromycota, Mucoromycetes, Mucorales, Rhizopodaceae.